GUUGAAGUCAAAGUGACUGACUAACAGACAGGAAGAAGGACUGCAAAGAUAUAAGAACAGAAGUGAAACAAUUACAAGAAUAUCGGCAUCAAUUUUUUCCCUGGAACAACAACAUGAAUAUCAUCACACAGUUCCAAGUGAUGGUGCCACCAAGUGAAACACAUCCUAUAAUAUUGUGUAUUCAAAAUAACAACCUCAAGAAGCUCAAGACCCUACUAAAAUGUAACAACAUUGAUACAUGUUACCCAUGCAAAGAAUGGAAUGAUUAUAUAACACCAUUAAUUGCUGCUGUUGUAAAUCACAAGGAGGAUAUUUGUACUUUCCUUCUGGAUCAGGGUGCAAACCCAAACAUAGUUUCCAAAAAUAGCUUCACACCUUUGCAUUAUGUCUCCAUGUCCAAAGCUCCAGUUAUAUUUGUGAGAAUCCUGCUUAAGGCUAAUGCUGCACCAAAGGGAUGUAUUCCCAUUCCACGUUUCACACCAGUACAAAUGGCUGCCAUCAGUGACAGAGGGGAUGUCAUGGCAGAGCUCAUCUCUGCUGGUGCACUAGUAACAACUGUACUUUUAAAUGAUCCUGAACGAAGUAUGUUUGGUAGAAAAAUCUGUCAGAUGAUUCACAAACUUGCAUCAGAAGGAAAUGAAUUAUGUUCAAAACUUGGAUGCUUCAUGGAAAUGGAAAUUGCCAUUCAAGAGAAACGACAUGAGGAAGUUUUCAAAACUUUUCACAAUCAGAUGCUGCUGGAACAUCCUCAGAUCCACCUAGCCAUGAUUGAAAUACUCUUCACUGUAACAGGGGAAGAUACAGAAAAGUACUGCCAGGAAAGUUUUAAAUGGCUGAAAGACACAGGAAACCUGAAUUCCUACAUUGAAAAUGCAGUCAUUCGCUUACCAAACAUACUUAACACACACAUAAAUUUGGCUAUUAAUAGUUUACAUGCAGUUUUCUGCACAAUGGAAGACAUACCAAAUGAGCAAGCACUGAAGAUAAUCACUCAGCUACUGAAAAAGCUCCACCUAAAAAACCGACCUGAUGUCUGGAAAGCUGUUUUACAAACGCUGUAUGUAAUAACACAGAAAACAAAAGGGUUAAAACACUGGGAUUCCAACUUUCUUGAAAAGUUAUGCAAAACACUUGUCCCUUUUGUGAAUAACUCCCACCCAUCUGACAUCAGAGUUUACACAUAUGGGGUACUUGCAAACUUGCUUCCAGUUGAGUGUGCAGUUGACAUCUUUAUAUCGGUGGGGAUAACCUCUGUGCCCGAGGACAUACUGACAUCUGCAGAUAUGAAAAUGAAUGACAAGCUGAAAGAAGCGCUGAGACGACUGAAAAAUUAUUUCGAACGAACAAAGUCAGAAUGUGAAGACAGUACAGUGGUCUCUGGAUCCAGCAAAAAGAAGAAGAAAAAGAAGAAGAAGAAAAAGAAGGAGAGGUCAGAGCAGCAGGACAUCCAAUAUGAUGUAGAUUCCAGACCUGCAAAUGAUUCAACAGCAGUUCCUGUUGUGGAAUCAACUUCCAGUGUUCAACCAUUUCAUGUCAACACCACUGAUUCAUUAGGAGGUCUCAAAUGGCUACAAAUCAGCAAGAGGUGGAAGGAGAAGUUAGAGAAGCUUCAGAGUCAUGAUAAAAGUAAUAUAACCAGAAUUGGAAGCAUUAAUUAUGUGAAUGAUGCAGAAUUUCUGAUAGCAAAAGGAAGUGAUGGAACUGAAGUCUUCUUGGGGCUGAGAGAUGAUGGAACAGAAGUUGCUCUUAAGAGAAUGACAAAAUCCAACUAUAAAGUGUUGAAGAACGAGGAAGGAUUUCUCCGACUUCCAGAACUCGAUCAUCCAUCUAUAGUACGAUAUGUUGAUGCUGCAGAGGAUCUGAACUUUGGAUACCUGGCUCUUCAGCUGUGUGAAUACACUCUGGAAGAAUACAUUAAAAAACAUGAUAAUCUGUCCAAACAGAACCUUGUGUUGCAGUUACUUGAUAGUUUGCAGGUGCUUCAUGGUCAGUCUCCUCCAAUUCUCCACCGUGAUCUGAAACCACAGAAUCUGUUGAUUGAUGUAAGUGGAAGAGCAAGAUUAGCAGAUUUUGGGAUAAGUAGACGGUUGCUCAAAGGACAAACAACUUGGCGCACAUGCAGUGCAGGAACAAAAUGCUGGAUGGCCAAGGAAACUAUAGCAGCAGAAGGAAAACCUGAUAUUCCAUUCAAGUCAAACACUGAUGUACAGGUGGCAGGGAUGCUGAUCUAUUACAUCCUCUCAGGAGGUCAUCAUCCAUUCGGUGACAAAUCCUUUGAAUGUGAGUCAAACAUUUACCACGGAAAGUACAAAUUGGACCAUGUUCCAGAUGUGGUUGCACAAGAUCUCAUCGAAUGGAUGAUCAAUGAAGAACCAAAGCAGAGACCUAAAGUGGAGGAGUGUUUGAGCCAUCCCUUCUUCUGGACCAGUCGAAAGAGAGUUGAAUACUUGAAAAAGAUUGGCAACAGGGACGAGGUGUCCAACUGCCGAAACGCUGACCAAGAACUGAUUAGUUCAGUGGAGGAAUGUGCUGAGGACGGAGCCUUCAAACAGUGGAAAAAUCAGUUUCCACCAGAGUUGGUCCAGAUGAUGGAUAAAAAGAACAAAGCCUACCCUGACAACAUACUGGGAUUACUGCGCUUCAUACGAAACCUCCAUGAGCACUAUGCCAAAUAUGCAGCUGAGGUUGAUGUGACAAAAGUCUUUCCUGGCCUCUUUGGGUGCAUUUACAAGUUUGCCAAAAAACAAAAGUGGAAUUCAGAGACCCCUCUGAAAGAAAUGUUUCGACAAGAAGGCUUCGCUGCAAGCUUUGUUCUGCCAACCACAAACACUGAGGAGCAUCUUGGUGUUCCAGUGCAAGAGUCUCAACCUGCUGACUUGAAGUAAAGUUGAGCUGCAAAGAGAUUUGGUUUUGAAAAGAGUUGACAAGUUUGUACAAGAAAUCAUUAGGACAAUGAAGGUUAAGCAAAUACAGUUUCGCACUGUAAUAACCCAUAAAGACCCAAACACCCAGUAACAAAAACCAUCGACUGAUCUAAAAUGUAUAGUGCCUCCAUCCAUCCAUCCAUCCAUCCAUCCAUUUUCUUCUGCUUAUCUGGGGCCAAGUUGUGGAGGCAACAGUCUUGUUUUACUUGUUCAGUAAAUUAUAUAUUUUUCUGAAAAAGUCACUUUUUCUUGAGUUGUCUCCGUUUUUGGUACAAUAAUCCUCAAGGUGAAUCUGACCUUUUAUGAACAUCUAUAUGAUCAGUGAAUUAAAUAUUGGAAAACACCUGAUUUUCAUUGGAAAAAUGUAAAAUAUAAAGGAUUAUUUCAUAAUAAAUGGUGGCAAAUCACUUGAAAAAUAUUAAAUAUAGCGAAAAAAAUCGUUCAGGAACUACCACACAAGUAGCACUGGGUCUAUAUGGGUUAAUUACCAUAUUAAAUACAGAAUAAAUCAGUGCAAUAAAUAAGUAAGGACAUUUCAAGACAAUCAUAUAAAUGCAGGGAGUCCUUUUCCACAUGCGGAGUUUAUGUUUUGAGAUUUUAUAUUUUUACAGGACUACUAUUUACAAGAUAAACCACUCUAUUAGCUUGUUGUAGAUAUACACCUUUGUCUUAUUGAGCUUUUGCCAAGGAAUUGUCCCCAUUGUAAAUAAAUAAAAAGUGCAUUCUCCAU
This is a messenger RNA of Sphaeramia orbicularis (orbiculate cardinalfish), 3654 nucleotides long. RefSeq lists its product as uncharacterized. The coding region runs from base 114 to 2885 and encodes 923 amino acids. Gene Ontology annotation, biological process: mRNA processing; intrinsic apoptotic signaling pathway in response to endoplasmic reticulum stress; protein phosphorylation. The transcript has 7 exons. The record is from RefSeq and is a predicted model, not a curated record. Gene Ontology annotation, cellular component: IRE1-TRAF2-ASK1 complex. Gene Ontology annotation, molecular function: ATP binding; protein serine/threonine kinase activity; RNA endonuclease activity. NCBI's taxonomy places the organism in Eukaryota, Metazoa, Chordata, Actinopteri, Kurtiformes, Apogonidae.